Messenger RNA from Malania oleifera, 2419 nucleotides. RefSeq names its product F-box protein At3g58530. Gene Ontology annotation, molecular function: protein binding. The record is from RefSeq and is a predicted model, not a curated record. Gene Ontology annotation, cellular component: SCF ubiquitin ligase complex. Lineage: Eukaryota; Viridiplantae; Streptophyta; Magnoliopsida; Santalales; Ximeniaceae. Gene Ontology annotation, biological process: SCF-dependent proteasomal ubiquitin-dependent protein catabolic process. Bases 982 to 2127 code for a protein of 381 amino acids. The transcript is spliced from 14 exons.
AUUAAUUAAAUAUUGGUUGUUGAGAAUAUUACUUGAAGCAUUCAUUGUUAGGGUUCAUAUUGCUCAAAGCUCUCUUGCACUAUAUUAUUAUUUAUACAUCAUUUGCAAAAGAGAGUAGUGUGAGGAUUUCAUUGUGUAAUAUCAACUCAAGAAGGAGCAUCUCGUGUUGUAUCUAUUGGCUAUUUGAUUCAUUGUAUUUGGAGGUUCUUUGUGAGCCAUUGUAUGGUGAUUCUUGGUGAACACCUUGGUUGAGCUCUUGGUAAGCAGCUGGGAUUGGUUCCCUUAUUGUAAAGGCUUCUCCAUCUUGAAAGGAGAUCAUUAGUGGAUUUUGGAAUCCUUGAGUUGGUCUUAAGGUGUGGACGUAGUGUAGAGACCCAGUGAAUUAUAGCAAUUAAACAAUAAAAGAAAGGAGAGGAAAAGGAAAUUUUUAAGGGAGUCAUAGUAGGAUCUCGCGUUCAUCGACGAAGCGGCUUAUUGGGAUCGUUGACGAGGACACGUGUCUCGUCGACGAGGAAUUACUGAGAGGGCUAUUCCAAUACCUGAAAUUCGUCGACAAUAAAUAAGUGUUCGUUGACAAACUCUCCACUUGGUUUCGUCGACGAAGUGACGUGUCUCAUCGAUGAAGGUAGAUGUAUAAAUAGCACAAACUCGGGUCUUUAGCGAGAAAACCUGCAUGCAAUUCUUUUUUCUCUCUCUACAUUUUGUCCCCCACCCCUUCUCUCUAAGUUUUUGGGCCAGUUCUUCGCCGGUUCAAUGAUUUGAAGCUGCCACGCUACUCGUGGGAAGAUUCUCUCCAUAUUUGCUGGAGUGGAUCGUUGAUUAGGCCUACUUGGGAACCAUCUCAAAAUUUGGGAGCCCCAGAUAGAAGAGCGGAUAGAGCUCUGCAACGUUAGAAUUCAACUGUUCUACCCUGUCUAAAGGGUUAGAAAUGAAGUAACCAAAAAUGAUGUAAAGCUCAUAGAGUAAAACGACGUUGUUUUGAUGCGCCAAAUUGAACCUCUUUACCUAUUCAAACUUGGGAGGCUGAAAGCACUCUGUUCACCGUCACAAAUGGAAGAAAGAGCAGCAGCAGAAGCAGGAGUAGAAAAGGAAGGGGAGCUCAAAUGGAGCAGAGAUACAGUGCCUAGGGUUUUCAAGAUCGCGAGCACGAGGCUGCCCCAGAGAGAUCUUAUCUCUCUCUUGCUUGUCAGCCCAUGGCUUCACCGCACUCUCGUCUCCUGUCCCUCUCUCUGGCUGGCUUUGGAUUUGCGGGAGAUGAACAAUGCUGGAGAUCGACUCGUAGCAGCUUUAUCGCUGUCAAGGUAUUGCCAUGUCAAGCAGAUAAGCCUCGAGUUCGCACAAGAUUUUGAGGAUAAACAUCUUGAUCUCAUUAAAACCAGGUGUUUAGAUUCACUUCAGAACCUUCAGUUUUUAAAUCUGAAUGGCUGCCAAAAGAUUUCUGACAUGGGAAUUGGAGUUAUAACCUCUGCUUGUCCUAAACUUAGAGUCUUCUCUAUAUAUUGGAAUGUGAGGGUUACAGAUCUUGGAAUAGAGCAUGUGGUGAAGAAUUGUAAGCAUAUAACUGAUUUAAACUUGAGUGGCUGUAAGAAUAUUUCAGACAGAAGUUUGCAGUUAGUUGCUGAUAGUUAUCCGGAACUAGAAUCAUUGAAUGUGACCCGGUGCAUCAAGCUGACAGAUGGCGGCUUGAAACAGAUAUUGCACAAGUGUUCAUCUCUUCAGAGUCUGAAUCUCUAUGCCUUGUCCGGAUUUGCAGAUGAAGCUUACAAGAAAAUAUCACUUCUAGCCCAUCUUAGAUCCUUAGAUCUUUGUGGUGCUCAGAAUCUAUCUGAUCAUGCACUUUCAUGCAUAGCAACAUGCAAACAUUUGACUUCUCUCAAUCUGACAUGGUGUGUACUUGUCACUGAUGAGGGAGUCAUAGCCAUUGCACAAGGUUGCACCUCUCUUGAAUUUCUCAGUUUGUUUGGAAUUGUUGGAGUGACUGAUAAGAGCUUGGAGGCUCUUUCAAGGUCAUGCUCAAAAACUAUUACAACCCUUGACGUGAAUGGAUGUAUUGGCAUUAAGAGACGGAGCCGUGGCGAACUACUUGAAUUGUUCCCCCAUGUCAGUUGUUUCAAAGUGCACAGCUAGUAUCAAGGCCUUCAAUUGAUUUUCACCUUCUAUAUAUCAAGGUGUGUAUUGGGAGCUGCUGCUAUACAAAGAACAUUUUUAGGUUUUGCAAGAGACAAUACAGUCUUGGAUCAGUUUCUGCUGCUCCUUUAUCAAUGGCUUGUGCACAGAAGAGGCAAAGCAUACAUGAAUAGGCUAAUGAGAUUUGCUGGACAUUAAGCAACUCUCUAGUUAAUUAUUUAUAUUGUGUACUUUUAAGCAGAAAUUGUGAUGAUUAAAAAAAAAAAAAAGACAAUGGCUGAAAUUGCAACAA